AUGAAAUUACUUCUGCCACUUUUAAUUUGCAUCACAGCAAUCUUCAUUGCCUAUAACCCUUCUAUCAAAGACUCUCUCAAAGACUCUUUCCUCACAUUCAUCCAACAACAAGCUCCUAGCCGGUCAAAGUACCUUGAGACAACAAACAUUGUCAAUCAGACAAACCUCAACCUAGAAACCCGGACUCCCAUAUACUUCCCCAUCACAGACAUGUCCGUUCCUCGCGCAAUUCGACAAGCAUUCAUUGCCAUUGAGCAAGCAGAAGGUGCAGGUGCCCGUGUGCGCCGCUCAAUUGGAACUGCCAAGCUCCGCAACUUCAGUCCCUUCCUCAUGCUCGACCACUUCACCAUCGGCAAGGGCGCCGGCUUCCCCGACCACCCCCACCGCGGCCAGGAGACCAUCACCUACUUGUUGUCCGGCGGCGUUGACCAUGAAGACUUUGCCGGUAACAAGGGCACCAUUGGAUCUGGCGAUCUGCAAUUCAUGACUGCAGGCCGUGGCAUCAUGCACGCUGAGAUGCCCCACGAGAACGAGGACGGUAGCCCCAAUGUCGGUAUGCAGUUGUGGGUCGAUCUGCCCCAGAAGUUAAAGUUCUGUGAGCCUCGUUACCGUGAUCUGCGCGCUGAGGAGAUCCCUCUCGCCACAGUCGAUGAGGGCCGCGUUAUAGUUAAGGUCAUCUCAGGCCAGUCGCACGGUGUUGACUCCGUGCGCGACUUGGCCUACACCCCUGUCUGGAUCUUGGAUAUCACCAUCAAGCCAGGAGGUCGUAUCUCGCAGCCCCUGCCACAGGAAUGGAACUCAUUUGCCUACACUUUGGCUGGUGAGACCAUCUUUGGCUCGAAUGAUUCCACUCGCGUCGUGAAGGAAUUCACAAACGUCGAAUUCGAGCAGAAGGGUGACUUUGUUGAACUCUCCGUCCCAGACAAUGCCGAAAAGGAUUCCCGUAUCUUCCUUGCGGCUGGCCAGCCUCUGGACCAGAAGGUUGUUCAGUAUGGACCUUUCGUAUUGAACACUCAGGAGGAGGUUUACCAGGCGAUGCUCGACUACCAGACUGCCUCCAAUGGGUUUGAGAGGACCCGAAACUGGCAGAGUGAUAUUGGCAAGCGAAUGGCAUAA
This is a messenger RNA of Penicillium verrucosum, 1116 nucleotides long. RefSeq names its product pirin family protein. NCBI's taxonomy places the organism in Eukaryota, Fungi, Ascomycota, Eurotiomycetes, Eurotiales, Aspergillaceae. The record is from RefSeq and is a predicted model, not a curated record. The transcript has a single exon. The coding region runs from base 1 to 1116 and encodes 371 amino acids.